AGAAUUUACUCCCAUUUGCAUCUCGACUUUUGCAAGGAACGUUACGUUACGUUACGUUUUGCUGAAAGUAAGAGUAAAGUAAAGUUAGUGAUACGUCGUCAUCAUCAUUUACAUACAUUUUGUGGAGGAGCUGUUGACUUUAUCUAUCUAUCGGGGCUAAAUUAUCAUAAUCAAAUUCACUCGGUUAGUAAGUUAGUGAAAGAUUUCUGCACGUGGAGGAGUGGAUUUGAAAGUUAGAUUUUAUUUUUGAAGUGAUCAUCUCGGAAAAAAAGUGUACAAUACAUUGUUAAAAAAAGUCAAAUGUCAAGUUGAAUGUGCAAUUUGUGUGUUGGGAAAAAUGAGACGAAAUUUAAUGCCAUAAUCGCAUACAUAAAAUUUGCAUGCAAUCCAUCACGCGAGGAGGAAAUGUGCUAAAAAAACAAAAGUGAAGUUCUCCUUUUUUGUUUACUUAUUCCGGACAAAAUAUCAAUUUAGUGCUGAACUCAUGUUUAAUACCAAAGGUCACCAUUUUGAGACAGCUUUGGACAACAAAUGUGACAUCAUAGCUCAUUUCCGUAAGGAAAAGAAGUGCAUUUACGAAAAUGAUACAGGACUGGAAGAUUCCUAGGAAUAAAAAAUCUAGGAUAAAAAAAGUAUCGAAAAUAGAUUUCAAAAAUCGUCCCAUUUCAGGAAAUGAUGAACCCAUUUCAGUAUUAUUACGAAGAAGAAGGAGCAAUUUUAUUAUUUUCUCAUCAGUAUCACCCCGUCUAAUGGAGACAACAAUGCGACUUUUCCUCUUAUUUUUAUCACUUUCCAUCUUCCCAGCGGUAGCAUGUGGUCCAAAUCCGGGCCCGAUAAUGGGCGAGAUAACAACAACACCGGGUAAAAGUGGGAGCGGGACUUAUUCCCUCUUUCCUGAUGAGGACUUGCGAACCGGAAAGAAAAUUCGGUUUGACGAUGAACGCAGUAAUUUGGACAGAGGGCGACCAUUUCCGCAGCCACCAUUUGAAAAUCGAGAUUACAUCAGAGAUCGUGGAGUGGGGGAUAGAUAUCGAAGCACGUCAUCUUAUCCGAUCGUGUUUGAAGAUAGACUCCAUCGCCCGGGAGAUUUUGGAGGAAGGUUUGAUAAUCGGGACAGGAAUCAGCCUCCUCUUCAUCUCGACCCAUUCAGACCGAGAGGGUCGUCGUCCCGAGUGUAUUUUGAUGAUGAGAGGAUAAGCCUAGAUAACCACAGAGAUCGAGAUAACCACCGAGAUCGAGAUAACCACCGCUACCGAGAUGGUCGAUACUACCACGAUGAUACCCGGUUUCCAACCCCGCCAUCAAAACAGCACAAUUAUUAUGAUAACCGUUUCACUCAACAAAAUUAUCGGGAUGAGAAACCUCACCUACUGGACAGACCGAUAAGCCCGUUACGACCUUAUCAUCACUACUACUACCCCGAUAUCCCACCAGGUCCUAGUCACUCCAAACUCCCGGUGGGCGCCACCCUCGGAAACGUAAAUAGGAACAGUGACCCCGUGCGAAUCCACGUUUUCGACCCGGCCUCAAACUCUUUCGGGAAUCCGAGAAAUUCAGCAAGUUCAGGAACUAAUUCCAAUUCCUUCCAAGAGAACGAGGGUCCAAGUCCCGAACUAUUUUUGAACCAUGACGAAUACUUAGAAUACCACCGAAAAAUCGGGGUUGUGCGAGAGCAGGAAUUCCGAAAGUUGCAGCAAGCACUCGGCGCAAUUAAACCCCCCACGACCACAAUUUCCCCUCUUAACGCCUCCGACGGCUCGAGACGCGUCCUCUUCACGGCACAACAACCCUUCGCCCCAUCCCCGGGACUUUCUCCGCCUGCUCGUGACGCAACGACGCCGCAUCCCGGGGAGAAAAUCCAGACCCAAGGGCAGAGUCCAAUUAGGGCAGAAAAAGUGCGAAAUAAUGAGAAUAAUAGUGGUGGUGGUCAAGUACCCGUCGCAAUUUACACGGGUAGUAGUGGUGGUGGUAGUAGUGACGAUAAGAAUGACGGUGAAGUGUCACUUGUCAGCGUCGUGGAGGAGAAAAUUCCUCCGAAAAAACCGAAUCAUCAAACUAUUCCUCCUCGAGAAGAUAGUAGUACUGAUAGGAAAAGUGUUGUUAGUGGUGGUGGUAAUAAUAAUAAUCAUAAUCAUAACGAGGCCAGUAAUAGUGGUAGUAGUGUCUCACAUCAUCGACACCAUAAAGGUAAUAAUAAUGAUGAGACGACGAGAAGAAAUCCUAAAAAUGUGGGAGUAGAAGAAGAAAGUGAAUCUCCGAAAGCUCAAGUGACCCGAAUCCUCCUUCCCCCCGAAGGCUUCUCCUCGAGCAGUAGUAGCAGACCAAGUUUUAUAUCAAAGUCGGGACGUCGCCUAGCGUAUGAGCAGAUUCAGAGGCAGAUUCAUAAUCAGCAAAGAAAUGAGACGGGAGGGUCGCAAAAAGCAGAGCACAACGGUUAUCCAACCGUGAAUUAUCACAAUUUUGAUGUGAGACAACCCUUGAUCACUUCCGUUGUUCCAAAGUUUGAUGACGAUGACGCUUCAAGUGUCGAUGAGGGGGAUAAAAUUGAUAAGGUGACAACGGCAAAAAGUACGUCAACCUCGACCUCGACGACAACAACGGGGAAAAGUACAUCAACGUCAACUUCUACAGAUCGAAAUUAUGGGACACCAUCGACAGCAACGGCAUUAUCGCUGGUUGAGAUUCCUAACGAAGAAGCAAAGAUCGACUUUGGGCAACCUGUCGAUGAUAAGCUUGUCCCAUUUUCAGAUCCGACCAAACAGAUCAACAGAACAUUGGGCAGGAAUAAUUAUUCAAAACAGGAACACGCACCCAAAUUUCCACCGGUCUUAUUACUGUCCAAGGACAACGACGCCAAUAAGAAAUUGGGAACGGAAGCUGCCUCCAAAAGUAGCAAAUCUAGAAUUAGAACCCAAUCUGGGGAUAAAAUUGCAAUAAUUAAACAACAAGAGUUAAAACAGAGGCGAAAAAAAUUAAGUAAAGCGUCCCAUUUGCAUAAGGGACAUGAAAACGAGGAGGUCUUCAUCCAAACAAGAUCAGUACCGCAAAAUUCAUUUGGGAAACAAUUAUCAAAUUUUCAAAUUCCCCUGCAAAAUUCUUCAAAUUUUCCAUUCAAUUUUGGGGAACAAUCGAAUUUCCGAAUUCCUCUCCUCCCCGAAAAACCGAGGGGAUUACGAGUUAAACAAAUAAAGAGCAUGGAACUUCGCAGCAAUCACGACGUUGAUUAUUAUCCCAGUAAUAAAAAUGAUACCAUUAACACGCAUCUGCUCAUGAACGGCCACCCAUUUCUUGACAAUAAUGACUUGAUUGACCCUCAAUUUUCUGUGGAAUUUCUUCUGUCGCAAAAAAACAAUGGGAAUAAUAACGCGGAAUUACAAGACGAUCAUUUCACCCUCAUUAAUCAGAACAAUGACCAAGUUGACAUUGACGAUGGUCCAACUCCGCCCAAAAUUGUAUUAUUACCGGACAAUAAAACGAUACCAUUUCCUCACCAUCGCCAAGCCGAUAUUCAUAUUGACCUUAACAACAAUGACGACGGAGAUAACUUAAUUUACAUGGGGAGUAGCCGCGCAAGUGAUGACGAUGACGAUAAAAUGACCAAAAAUAAUAACGCUGCCUCAAAUUUUAUUAAAGUUGUCCGACUUAAAAACCCUUCCGUUUCUUCUUCUGCUAAUUCUGCUGCUAAUUUGCGAACCGCUGCUAAAACCGUGUCGAUGUUCAUGGCGGAAAAAAUGGAUUAUAUUUCUUCUUCCGCGACCAAAAAGAAGGAUGGUGCUUAUCUUGUCGAGAAAAAAACGCGGCCGCCUCGCGUCCUGCUGUCCAGCUCGAUUAACGCUACGACGCUUUCUUUCCUAAAGUCUAGAUUUUAUUCGGGAAAAAAGAGGGGUAAAAAAUCUGAUACAUUUUUAGAAUCUGCAACAGCAAAAUCGUCAUCGACGCAAAAUGUUGAGCUAUCAACCGUUUUGGAUGGUGCAAAAUUGAACAAAACGAGGACAGAUGACGAGCCGGAGAUGAAGAUGAAGAUCACGAUGACCUCGUCCACCUCGGUGGGCGUUAUUGCGAAGGUGCACGCGCACGUGUCGCACUGUCCAAAGGUGAAAAGUCCGGCGGAGAUUAUUUGCGAUAUUCACAUCAGGGACAGUCAUGGUCAUCCAAAUCCCCAAUUGACGGUCGGUUGGCGGAGAAAGUUUUACAACUCGACGCAACCCGACAUCCUUCUCGUCUCCAAUAUGACGCAAGUCUACGAAGAAAUGAUCCUCGAGCCGGACGCGGAGAUGUCGAUUGUCAACACGAAUGGAAAUUACAACGCCACUUCGGCCACCAUUGUUCGAAGCGAUGCGGGGGACAGUGCCAUGAAAAAUGAGAAUAAUAAAGAAGGUCUGCAAGACUUUCACGACAAAUUUAACGUCACAUUAGCGCCGGGAAUAUCGCCCAUGUUGCGUUCAGUGUUGCUCAUUCGGAGUGUCACUGCCCCAGAUUGUGGUUCAUACCAAUGUCAAGUUACGGACGGAGUUUACACCCUUUCUUCGGAAACAUUGCUUUUCCUCUGCCAUUAAGGAAAAGGGAAUGGAGUGAAAGUUGGGGCUAGACUUUCCACGCGACGAUUUGGUGAUGAUGUCAUCAGCAUCAUCACAUUUCAUCUCAAUCUUGUUACAGUAUUUCUCGGUUUACAAUUAUUAAAAACUGUUGACCUUUUUUUGUUAAAGUAUGGAUGUAUGUGUUUACAACGUGCAAAAAUAAAGUGCAAAUUACUAAUCGAA
Molecule: messenger RNA, 4760 nt
Organism: Folsomia candida
Lineage: Eukaryota; Metazoa; Arthropoda; Collembola; Entomobryomorpha; Isotomidae
Product: M-phase inducer phosphatase
Exons: 5
Coding region: 582-4556 (1324 amino acids)
Source: RefSeq, a predicted model, not a curated record